GAAGAAGUAGAACAAAAAAUACGAAGAGGUCAGGGGUUAUUAUUAGACCGUGUGUUGGGCAGAUAAAUAAACGAGUGAGGUGACAGACUGGUUUGAUCGUGUUUUGGUUUCUCUGUCGGCACUAGGACAUCUUGCUGGUAGAUUUACAAGUAACGUUUACAAGUUAACACACGGCCACAAUGAAUGUCCCAGGACAAGGUGCACCAGGUAACAAGCAGUUACUGGAGAAAUACCUGACUCUAGCUCAGCCAGAUGACCAGAUCAUGGCAGAGUAUGUUUGGAUUGAUGGAACAGGGGAAGGCAUAAGGAGUAAGUGCAGGACACUGGACUUUGAACCCAAGAAACCAGAAGAUUGUCCUAUCUGGAACUUUGAUGGUUCUAGCACUUAUCAGGCAGAGGGCUCCAACUCAGACAUGUACCUGUACCCAUGUGCCCUGUUCAAGGAUCCCUUCCGAGGAGGGAAAAACAUGCUAGUUUUAUGUGAGGUUUACAAAUACAACAAGAAGCCUGCAGAGACUAACAGAAGGAAAACUUGUAAUGAGGUCAUGAAGCAGGCAGCUGCUUCAGUUCCUUGGUUUGGCAUUGAACAAGAGUACACCUUGUUGGACUAUGAUGGUCAUCCUUUUGGUUGGCCAAAGAAUGGUUUCCCAGGACCCCAAGGACCUUACUACUGUGGUGUGGGCUCAAACAAGGUGUAUGGCAGAGAUAUUGUUGAAGCUCACUACAGGGCCUGUUUGUACGCAGGGGUCAAGAUCAGCGGAUGUAACGCAGAGGUCAUGCCAGCACAGUGGGAGUUUCAAGUAGGUCCAUGUGAGGGCAUUGACAUGGGAGACCACCUGUGGAUCGCCAGGUACAUUCUUCACAGAGUUGCUGAAGACUUUGGCGUGAUUGUCACCCUUGAUCCCAAACCCAUGGAGGGAGACUGGAAUGGAGCAGGAGCUCACUGCAACUACAGCACUAAACAAAUGAGAGAACCAGGCGGCAUUAAAGCUAUAGAGGAUGCCAUUGAGAAGUUGUCUAAGCACCAUGUACGACACAUCAAGGCCUAUGACCCACGUGAGGGUAAAGACAAUGAGCGCCGUCUGACUGGUCGCCAUGAAACAUCCAGCAUUCACGAUUUCUCUGCCGGUGUUGCAAACCGUGGAGCAAGUAUCAGAAUACCUCGCCAGGUGGCUGAAGACCAAAACGGCUAUCUAGAAGACCGCAGACCAGCAUCCAACUGCGACCCCUACUCCGUCACUGAAGUGCUAGUGAGAACUACAAUACUAUCGGAAUAAGCCUACCAGAUAGGCAAGGUGCCGGGAAGGGGAGGAUCUACAAUACAGGCCCAUUUGGAUUUUUUUCCAUAUUAUCAUUGAUACUCAAUGUAAAGACGAUUUUAGUUUUUAAUAAAACAUAAAAAUGAACAAAUAAAUGUUAAUAAUGAACGAUUUCAAAAAUAACUAUUACAGAUAUAAUUUUGAACAAAUUUAAGAGAAUUUAUUUCUCUGCUUUUCAAUUUAUUAUUUUAAAAAAUAUUUUUAAAGGCUCAAAAAAAAACUUAAACUUGGGUACACGAAAAAACCUAUACAUUCUUAUCUCCACUCUUAUGUCAUUCUUUGUCUUAGAGUUACUUGAAUAGAAAGUGAGUGAUAGGGAAAUUGUUGAAUGUCUGAUACUGUGCAUGAUACUCAUUGUUGUCAUAGUAUUUUCAAGCUGUUUUAUUACUGCAUAUUGCUCCACAAAAAAACAAAUUGUAUUUCCAGUGUGUUCAUCUCAAGGGGAUUUCCCAGAACUUUUUUUUUUUGGUUUCUCAAUAAAUGUUCAAACCAUGUAAUAAUUUGUUUUGUGUGUUCUUGUUGGAUAGCAUUAUUGUUAUACAAGUCUGAUGUUUCAUGAUGUGUCAAUGUAUAGGAUUGUAACAUGCGGUUUUACAGAUAUUUUUUUGAUUGAUGAAUAAACUUACUAAACACUGAGA
Molecule: messenger RNA, 1957 nt
Organism: Biomphalaria glabrata
Lineage: Eukaryota; Metazoa; Mollusca; Gastropoda; Planorbidae
Product: glutamine synthetase
Exons: 9
Coding region: 180-1277 (365 amino acids)
Cellular component (GO): cytoplasm
Molecular function (GO): glutamine synthetase activity
Source: RefSeq, a predicted model, not a curated record